AUGCCGGAGUACUACCAAGGGCCUAACAACUCGGCCAAGCUCAAAGCCGUGACGCUUACGUUGCUGGCUAGUGCUACUAUUUUAGUCACAUGGAGAAUAUCCUGGCGUCUCUGGAAGAAGGUCAUUGGACUGCCAGAUUACCUAUUGAUAGUUGGUCUAUCCUUGAGCAUCUGUCUUGCUGGCUUUAACCUAGACCCAUACUUCCGAUGGGGCUAUGGUUAUCACAAAGAUGACCUGCCGCCGGAGAUCCAGAAAGCUUUAACGCCGAAGAUUUGCUUCUGGCUUAACCAGGUCUUUUUCAAGGCGACAGCAGGCGUGAUCAAGCUUUCUAUUUGUACUAUCUAUAUGAACAUCUUCAGCAAACCUGUUCUAUUGAGUACAAAAAUUGCACGGUAUGCCAAUUUUGCACUGAUGGGCGUCAUCAUCGCCUAUUACACUGGCGGCACUCUGGUAUCAACUUUUCAGUGCAACCCGAUCCGUAAAGCCUGGCAAGGUGAUAUCGACGGGACAUGCAUCGACAACACCAAGUUCCGUGUAGCAAAUGCCUACAUUAACUCUUUUACGUCUGUCUUGCUUGUUUUGAUACCAUUUCCUGCUCUUCUGUCAACAGGGCAUCGGACAAAGGAGAUAUGGCAAUUCCUCUUUCUCAUUGCCUUGGGACUUGCACAUACGGCUUGUGCUGUGGUUCGCGUUGUGAUGAUCUACGUGCCGAACGAGGGAGCUGCUACUGAUCCUCACUGGUACAACACUACGCCCAAUACUCUCGCCAUGGCUGAGAUAUUCACGGCCGUCAUUGUGUCUACUAUCAUGACGAUGCGCCCUUGUUUCCAGGUUGUCUUUAGUGGGAUAGCGACGACCGUCACGAGUACCUCACGCACACGAAGGACUAGAAUGGACAGCUCAGGUGCUAUGACAUCAACCGCAAGCCAAAUACGAAGGGCUGAUCGUCAAGGUUUUAGCAAGAUCGGGACAGCCAAGACUGAGGUGUUGAACAUUGAGUUGCAGAGCAGAGACCGCAGUACUGAAGAGUUAUUUGUGCCCGGUCGCCAUACCAGUACAAAGCAUGAAAAUGUGUAG
Fusarium proliferatum ET1 is the source of this 1077-nucleotide messenger RNA. RefSeq lists its product as uncharacterized. The record is from RefSeq and is a predicted model, not a curated record. The coding region runs from base 1 to 1077 and encodes 358 amino acids. NCBI's taxonomy places the organism in Eukaryota, Fungi, Ascomycota, Sordariomycetes, Hypocreales, Nectriaceae. The transcript is spliced from 6 exons.